AUGUCUGUUGAUAAUAUACCAUACAUCCUACAAAGAAAGUGUAAAGAUAGAAAUGGAAUAAGAAUCACCAAGGAGUAUCUUCAGUCCUUUUGGUCUCAAGGUCAGCGUCGUCCAGCACCAGAUACAGAAGAGGCUUACAACCAACUUGUUCAAGACUUUUUAAAUAAGGAUAUCGCACUCACCUCAGAACCUGUUAUUCCAGAAAACUUUGGUCAGAAUUCAAUAGAAACAUUUCCACAGGGUCAUUUAAGACAUGGUGGAGGCGUAGUUUUACAGAUCCAAGACACGAUUGACAUUCGCUAUUCGACCCUGUCAUUAUUGAAUAACUUGACAAACGCUACACCUGUUCGGCAGAUCUAUAUAGAGAGAAAUAAAGACGAUGAGGUAGACUUUCAGAGAGGUAUGUUGCGCUGGACACUAUCGGACGGGAAAAAUCAAAUCCAGGCUAUGGAAAUGGAAACCAUACCUGAGUUAUCCCUGACAACGCCAUUUGGUUGCAAG
This is a messenger RNA of Rhizopus microsporus ATCC 52813, 501 nucleotides long. RefSeq lists its product as uncharacterized. Gene Ontology annotation, cellular component: nuclear body; RecQ family helicase-topoisomerase III complex. The transcript has a single exon. The annotation marks the transcript as partial. Gene Ontology annotation, biological process: double-strand break repair via homologous recombination; resolution of meiotic recombination intermediates. The record is from RefSeq and is a predicted model, not a curated record. Lineage: Eukaryota; Fungi; Mucoromycota; Mucoromycetes; Mucorales; Rhizopodaceae.